CUGAUAAAGGAAAAGAAGAAACUAAUAAAAAACCAUAGUAUUAUUAGUUAAACUUGAAAGCACGAGGAGAAAAGUGUGUAGAAUCAAAAAACAUCAUAUCCCAGAGGCAGUGACCAAUCCCCAUUGACCACUUGUAACUAACUCUCCCCAAACAGAUUUUCUUUGCCCUAAUAAAAUCAUAAAUACACACUCAUCUAAUCACAUAAUUAACAUUAAUUACACGCAGAAUCUAUUGCAUUUCCCCCCUUUAGCCCCAUAAUCACCUACUCAAGCAAGGUAUAAUUUCUACCCAUUUCAAAAUUAGUGCUUUUCCAUCAUCAACUAAUUCAUCACCACUACAUAUAUACUCCUCCAAAAUCAUCCAAUUCCACUAUUCCCCCUUUCUUUCACAGACUCAUUUUUGCAAUGGUGUGUGCUUGUGAUUAUUCAGAGAUGUGGGAGAAUUUAGUGGGGUGUGUGUGUGGCAAGAUUAAAGACCAGCCCAGUGUUGGCAUUGAGAAGAAGAGGAAGAUUAAAGGCAUUGUUGUGCUGAAGAAGAAGAAUGUGAUGGAUGUCACCGACAUCCGCGCUUCCUUGGUGGACCGAAUUCACGAGCUCAUGGGCAAAGGCAUUUCCCUCCAGCUUGUCAGCUCCCACUCUGCUGAUCCUGCAAACUUGCUAAAAGGGAAGGUGGGAAAAGAGGCAUACUUGGAGGAUUGGGUGCCGAAGCUGACUUCUCUGAAUGCGGAGGAUGAUGCGUUGUUCGAUGUGAGCUUCGAUUGGGAUGAAUCUCUAGGCGUUCCUGGUGCUCUGAUUGUGAGAAACCAACACCGCAGUCAGGUAUACUUGAAGACUGUGAGGUUAGAAGACGUCCAUGGCUACGGUCCUAUGCAUUUCCUCUGCGAUUCUUGGGUUUAUCCUGCGCAUCGCUAUGCAUAUGAUCGCAUCUUCUUCACAAACGCGACGUACUUGCCAGCCGAGACGCCGGAGCCUCUGCUCUUUUAUAGGCAGCAAGAGCUCAUGAGCCUCCGAGGGACGGGCUCCGGGAUGCUCAAGGAGUGGGAUAGGGUCUAUGAUUAUGCAUACUAUAGUGACUUGGGUAUGCCUGAAAAUGGCCACCACUACGCUCGUCCGGUGCUUGGGGGCCCGGACUAUCCCUACCCUCGUAGAGCGAGAACCGGGCGUAAGCCUAACAAAAAGGAUCCCAAUACUGAAAGCAGGUUGUUUCUGCUGAGCUUGAACACAUAUGUCCCGAAUGAUGAGAGGUUCAACCAGGUCAAAUUCUCUGAUUUCAUAGGCUAUGCUCUUAAAUCUAUAGGCCAGGUUAUAGUGCCGGAGGUGAAGGCUUUACUUGACAAGACUAUCAAUGAGUUCGACACGUUUGAAGACAUUCUUCGUCUCUAUGAAGGCGGAGUCAAGCUGCCUGAUUCCCACUCGCUCAAGAAAAUCAGGCAGUGUGUUCCGUGGGAGCUGGUCCGGGAACUCAUCCGUUCGGAUGGGGAACGCUUUCUUAAGUUCCCCGUGCCGGAUGUCAUCAAAGGGGACAAAACUGCAUGGAGAACAGAUGAAGAAUUCGGAAGAGAAAUGCUCGCAGGAGUGAACCCUGUUGUCAUUCAACGUCUCCAGGAGUUUCCACCAAGAAGCAAACUAGACCGGGAACAAUAUGGCGAUCAAGAUAGCAGAAUCACACGAGAGCACCUCCACACGAACAUGAAUGGCCUCACCGUCGAUGAGGCCAUACAGAAAAACAAGAUGUUCAUAUUAGAUCAUCACGAUGCGCUGAUGCCGUACCUCCGAAGGGUCAACACCACUACAACAAAAACUUACGCUACCCGAACAAUCCUUCUCCUCCAAGCAGAUGGCACUCUCAAACCACUGGCGAUUGAACUAAGCUUGCCCCAUGAAAAUGGAGACGCCCUCGGUGCCAUAAGUCAAGUGUUCACUCCUUGCGAUCACGGAGUUGGGAGUGCCAUCUGGCAGCUCGCGAAAGCCUAUGUUGCAGUAAAUGAUUCAGGCUAUCAUCAACUCAUUAGCCACUGGCUGAACACUCACGCGGUGAUUGAGCCAUUUGUGAUUGCAACCAACAGACAGCUGAGCACGCUCCACCCUAUACACAAGCUUCUGAAGCCUCAUUUCCGCGACACAAUCCACAUAAACGCCUUGGCUAGGCAGAUCCUCAUCAACGCAGGUGGAGUGCUUGAGAUAACCGUCUUCCCAGCAAGAUACGCCAUGGAAAUGUCUUCUUUCGUCUACAGAAACUGGAACUUCACCGAGCAAGCACUCCCCGUAGACCUCAUCAAAAGAGGAGUGGCUUUUCCCGACCAAAGCCAUCCCUACGGCCUCAAACUGUUAAUUGAAGACUACCCCUUCGCUGUUGAUGGCUUGGAAAUCUGGUACGCAAUCGAAGCUUGGGUGACUGAGUACUGUUCCAUCUACUAUCCUGCUACAGACGAUGAGGUCCGAGGAGACACAGAGCUUCAAUCAUGGUGGAAGGAGCUUCGUGAAGUGGGACACGGCGACUUAAAGGACAAGCCGUGGUGGCCUAAGAUGGAGACAAGAGCUGAGCUCAUCCAAUCAUGCACAAUCGUGAUAUGGGUGGCGUCGGCCCUCCACGCUGCUGUCAACUUCGGGCAAUAUCCUUACGCGGGAUACCUCCCAAACCGCCCCACAGUGAGCCGUAGAUUCAUGCCUAAACCAGAUAGUGAUGAGUUUGCUGAGCUGGAGUCUAACCCAGACUUGGCCUACCUGAAAACUAUAACAGCUCAGCUGCAAACUUUGCUCGGGGUUUCUUUGAUUGAAAUAUUGUCUAGGCACUCGAGAGAUGAGAUAUAUCUUGGACAGAGAGAUAACCCCGAGUGGACUAGCGACGAGCGAGCGCUGGAAGCAUUCGACAGAUUCAGGGCAGCGCUGGUUGAGAUUGAGAAGAGAAUAAGGGAGAGGAACGAGGAUAAGACGUUGAAGAACCGUUAUGGGCCUGUGGAGGUCCCCUACAUGCUGUUAUACCCCAACACCUCUGAUUACAGUAGAGAGGGAGGCCUUACUGGAAAGGGUAUUCCCAACAGUAUCUCUAUCUGAACAUGGUCAUUUUCUGCAUCCCUUAUGUCUAGCACUAAAGCAGUAGCAAUUCUUUUACAUCUCAACUAGUUAUUGUUUGUGAUUACAUGUGUUCUAGCUUUGUUUCACCACAUUAUAAAUUACAACUACAAUUCUUUUUGUCAUUAUAUAUGGUUUCUGUAAAUGUCAUGCUCUUUUCCUAUACUCCACCAAACUACUAGAAUUUGAUGGAACAACAAAAAAAAUGUAGAAAAGGGUAAGCCUAGUCAUAUAAUUGGCUAAUCCAUAUCACCUUAUCCACCCAAUAUCCAACCAUUUAGUCAUCAAGUACUAUUCCAAACUCCUCCUUCCAUUUCCCACCACCCAACCAAUUCAUGGCCAUGGCAACCCAAGCCUCCCUCUUCUCCGCCACCGUCGGCCCCAAAUCCGCCGACAGCGUGGCAGCCCCAUGGAAGCAAUCCCUCGCCCACUUCCCAUCCCACAAGCCAACUAAAACCCAAACCCAACGCCCCAUCCGCGCCAUGGCCGAGGAGGCCCCCACCAAGAAGGCUGAAGCUCCUGCGGGAUUCACCCCCCGGAGCUGGACCCCACCACCCCAUCACCGAUAUUCGGAGGCAGCACGGGAGGGCUGCUCCGGAAGGCGCAGGUGGAGGAGUUCUACGUGAUCACAUGGGAGUCCCCGAAGGAGCAGGUGUUCUAGAUGCCGACAGGCGGCGCAGCCAUCAUGAGGCAGGGGCCGAACCUGCUGAAGCUGGCGAGGAAGGAGCAGUGCCUGGCACUGGGAACACGGCUCCGGUCCAAGUACAAGAUAAACUACCAAUUCUACCGGGUGUUCCCCAACGGAGAGGUGCAGUAUCUGCACCCCAAGGAUGGGGUCUACCCGGAGAAGGUCAACGCCGGCCGGACCGGAGUCGGCCAGAACUUCAGGUCCAUUGGGAAGAAUGUCAGUCCCAUUGAGGUCAAGUUCACCGGCAAGCAAGUCUAUGAUUUGUGAUCAUUUCAUCACAUUAAUUACUCACUUCUAUUUCUAUCUAAUCUUAAACGC
Messenger RNA from Salvia splendens (bonfire salvia), 4078 nucleotides. Its product is annotated as probable linoleate 9S-lipoxygenase 5. The record is from RefSeq and is a predicted model, not a curated record. The coding region runs from base 406 to 3054 and encodes 882 amino acids. NCBI's taxonomy places the organism in Eukaryota, Viridiplantae, Streptophyta, Magnoliopsida, Lamiales, Lamiaceae. Gene Ontology annotation, biological process: lipid oxidation. Gene Ontology annotation, molecular function: protein binding; metal ion binding; oxidoreductase activity, acting on single donors with incorporation of molecular oxygen, incorporation of two atoms of oxygen. The transcript has 9 exons.